Molecule: messenger RNA, 1156 nt
Organism: Andrographis paniculata
Lineage: Eukaryota; Viridiplantae; Streptophyta; Magnoliopsida; Lamiales; Acanthaceae
Product: transcription factor TCP19-like
Exons: 1
Coding region: 24-1004 (326 amino acids)
Cellular component (GO): nucleus
Molecular function (GO): DNA-binding transcription factor activity; sequence-specific DNA binding
Source: RefSeq, a predicted model, not a curated record
CUUUCUCCAACAAAAUUAUCCACAUGGCUUCCUCCAACGCCAUUCUCAACCCCCAAUCUCAAUCCCAAUCCCAAUCCCGCCGGGAUGAUUCCGACGCCGCCGAUCCCCUUCUCUCCAAUGAAGACGCGAUCGCCCCCGUCGGCUCGCCGCCGCUUCUCAAGGAGGAAUUGUCGGAGCCAAAUCCCGACGCCAGACGGGCGUUGGCGGUCGCCGCGCCACCCUCGAAGAGGUCCACCAAGGAUCGCCACACCAAGGUGGAGGGCCGCGGCCGGAGGAUUAGGAUGCCGGCGGCCUGCGCCGCUCGUAUUUUUCAAUUGACGCGCGAAUUAGGGCACAAAUCCGACGGCGAGACGAUCCGCUGGCUACUCGAGCGGGCCGAACCUGCUAUAAUCGAGGCCACCGGCUCCGGAACCGUCCCCGCCAUCGCCGUCUCCGUUAACGGAACGCUGAAAAUCCCGACGGCGUCGUCGGAGGAGGGGCCGCGGAAGCGGCGGCGGCGGGCAUCCAGCAGCGACUUCUGCGACGUGAAAGAAUCUUCCACUUUUGCCCCUGUCGCGCCGAUCGCACCCCAAGGGGUGGUUCCGGUAUUUCCCAGCGGUACCCUCCUCAUGAUCCCCCCAACCGGCGCAGCCGCCGGCGGUGGGGCGUCAAGCCAGCCGCAGUUCUGGGCUAUUCCGGCCGCCGCGGCACCGGUGUACAAUAUCUCCGGCCAGCCGAUAUCCAAUUUCAUCAAUUUCAGCAACGCAAGCGUGGCCCCAACCGCCGUCGUUUCCGGCGGCGGGAAAGUCGAAAAGCACGGCACAGCCACAAUGGCUGCACCCAGCUCCAGUACAAUCCCUGGAGCGGCAGGUACAACUCGGAUGGUGAGCGAGUUUUCGCUGGAGAUUUAUAAGAAGACGGAGCACCAGUUUAUGGUGGGCUCUCCCGCAGGGGAUCACGACCAAAACCCGUCGCCCAAUCCCAAUCCCGGCGAGCAGAGCGCUGAAAUUAGAUUAGGGUUUUAGGUUAGGAUUAGUGAUUUUGGGGAAAAUCUUCCAAUUCCUCACAAAUUUUCAAUUUUUCUGCCUGUGUUUUUUAAUCUGACUGCGUUUUGGUUAUCGUGUUCAUUGACUCGACCAUGGAUUUGUAAAUAAAAAAAUUUGAUUUUGUGACGGAA